CGGUGGUCAGCCUCGGCUUCCCGUCAGCGGAGGGCGAGGCGGCGUGGACAGCGGUCCCGGUACUCCGCGCCCCGCCGCCUGCAGCCGCGCGCCCACCCGCCGCGCCCGAGCCCGCCGCUCCCCGCCUCAGUGCCCGCCGCCGCCGCGGCCCCGCGAGCGGCCCAGAUGCAGGCCAUCAAGUGUGUGGUGGUGGGGGACGGAGCUGUAGGUAAAACUUGCCUCCUGAUCAGUUACACAACCAACGCGUUUCCUGGAGAGUACAUCCCCACUGUCUUUGACAACUAUUCCGCCAAUGUCAUGGUAGAUGGAAAACCGGUGAAUCUGGGCUUAUGGGAUACAGCUGGACAAGAGGAUUAUGACAGAUUACGUCCCCUGUCGUAUCCACAAACAGUUGGAGAAACGUAUGGUAAGGAUUUAACCUCCAGGGGCAAAGACAAGCCGAUUGCCGAUGUAUUCUUAAUUUGCUUUUCUCUUGUGAGUCCUGCAUCAUUUGAAAAUGUUCGUGCAAAGUGGUACCCGGAAGUGCGACAUCAUUGUCCCAACACUCCCAUCAUCCUGGUGGGGACCAAACUUGACCUUAGGGAUGAUAAAGACACGAUCGAGAAACUGAAGGAGAAGAAGCUGACCCCCAUUACCUACCCACAGGGCUUGGCCAUGGCUAAAGAGAUUGGUGCUGUUAAAUACCUGGAGUGCUCAGCUCUCACACAGCGAGGCCUCAAGACAGUGUUUGAUGAAGCUAUUCGAGCGGUUCUCUGCCCACCUCCAGUCAAGAAGAGGAAGAGAAAAUGUCUGCUGCUGUAAUUGGGCACCUCCUGCCCUGUCCCCCUUGGAACCUUGGAUGCUUUGCUCAGAAAUGGUGGCACCUUCGCACUCGAUGCCAAGUUUUUGUUACAGAUUAGUUUUUCCAUAAAACCAUUUUGAACCAAUAAGUAAUUUUUAGGUUUUGUUUAAGUGUAAGAGUUCAAACUUUCACAUUCUAUUAAAAUAUAGCCCUAAAACAACAAGCUUUCUUAAAGCCUUAUUUUUCAAAGGCCCCUGUUCUUGCUCAGAUUAAGAGUUGCCAAAAUACUUGUGAACUAAGUUGCAUUGUGUGCUCAGAACACUAAGCACUAACCUGUGUCUUUAAGAAGAGUGCAGCUUCUCAGGUUAGGAGAUGCUUCAGGUAUGAAAUGCAGAACAGCCUCCUCUAUGAGAUGUUGCCAUUUAAUGCAUCGUUAUUUAUCAACCCGAACAGUGUACUGUAUUCAUAGUGGAAGGAGUGUAACAACUCAGCUCUUUGGAUCAAUCUUUCUUGAUUUUGUAGUAAGAUUUUUAAAAAACUUAGUGUAUUAACUUUUGCUGAGAUUCCGAACAGAACUCUGGCUCAUGUGUUCCCUCUGGUGAAGCCUUCUGCUCUAGCACUGGGCACACUUGGGUGCAGUGUUUGGAACACCUAAUGUGGUCAAAGGGUGAAGACAGUAUUUUGACAAAACAUGAAGAGAUUAAUUUACACUACAUUGUACACAUAAAAAUGUCACGGGUAAAGAUUUUAAAAGGUUGAUUUCUGUCAAAUACAGUAGGUGAAGAAGAGAGGUUGGUAUUAUCAGUGAGUGUUUUCCUAAGCUUUUUCUUUUUCUUAAAACUGCUAUCCCUCCAAAAUUGGGCAUUUAAUUCAUCUUCAGAACAGUCAUUCCCAUAGUUGCUUAGUGCUUUUCUAAUAGAACCCCUUCUUAAUGAGCAAUAUGCCUCCUUGUAUUAUAAAAUCUUCCUGAUAAUGCAUUAGCAUUUUUUUGUAGAUUAGUAAAAGUGCACUCCUGUUUUCACGUUGCUUUAUUCAAAGCUUCUAAGUGCUUUCCUUAGUUUUCUAGUAAUUAGGUGUAAAAAUCAUGUGUUGCAGCUUUACGGUUUUUAAAGUAUUUUAGAUAUUCUUAAACUAUGAACCUUAACGUCACUGUCUUGCCAGAUCACACUGCACCUUGACUAAUCCUGGCCCUCACUGCCUCACCCACGUGGACACGCUUCCUGUCAUCGCUCUGCCUGACCGUGUUCCUUUGGGUCUGUGAGGUUCUGUACACCCCGUGCUUGUGCUAAUCAAGUUCUGUACAGCUCACCCACUGGCAAGAACACAAGAUUGGACCUUUCAACCACUAGAACACAGUUUUUUAAAUUGACAGUUGCAGACUUGUGGUGUGUUUUUACACUGAUCUUUUGCUAAUGCAAUUAGCAGUAUGUUUUGCAUGUACGACUUAAUAAAUCCUUGAAUCACGA
Molecule: messenger RNA, 2247 nt
Organism: Manis javanica (Malayan pangolin)
Lineage: Eukaryota; Metazoa; Chordata; Mammalia; Pholidota; Manidae
Gene: RAC1
Product: Rac family small GTPase 1
Biological process (GO): small GTPase-mediated signal transduction
Molecular function (GO): GTP binding; GTPase activity
Source: RefSeq, a predicted model, not a curated record